AUGCCCCUAAGAGUUGGCUAUAAUACACUUUCAAGUACCACAUUUAGAACGGAAGAGUUUGUGAAACGUGUGACUCAGUGUAAUAAUGUCAACGUUUUGGAAACUUACAAUUCUGCAAUGAAUUUACAAUUGCCCAUAACUUCCUUGUUUAGUAAUAGUUCAUAUGGAUCAAGAGAUACUUUCGUUUACAUGACCUUGUCGAAUAACCUUUAUCAUAAAAAAUCCUCAGCAACGCAAGCCACUGCUUCUAUAAACAAAUGUUUUCAAGUGUAUGAUUGGACGAAUAAUAUGACCAACAGUAACGUUUCUACAUCGGAUUAUCGCUCUACUUGCACUAUGUCAACAUUAUCCAAUCGAACUAAUCAACAAGACACGCCACAUAUUCGAUAUCCAAGAGUAUAUUUCUUUGGCCGAAAGAAAGAUGAAAAGAAACGAAAAGGGAUGGGACCAAGUGAUUCACACACCAAAAUUCACAGGACAAACCAAACUACAAACACUGCUACCAAAAGUUGCGAUUCUAAAACAAGCUUAGAAUGUUGUUCAAACUCUAAUAUGAAAACAUCGUGCAUGACGCCAAAACGAUCACUGCCACCGAAAGCUUCUAAAACUGCAGCCACCUCAGCAGGAUCUACUAAAACCGUCACUAUAAAAGAAGAAAAACCACAAAAGCCCUGUCCAGCCCUAGGAACUACUAAAGGCGAUAUGAUGGUGACUGUUUCCCAUAUCAAAAUAGGACCGAAAGAAAAUUGUCCAGUGCAUGGAAGUGAACCCUGUCAAGGACCUAAGUGUGUUUUGGCGUCCUCAGGAGAGGAACAAGCUCCCGUCAAAAUAACUUCGGUAAACAAUCCAAGAAGAGGUGUAUUUGAAGUAGUAAUACGUAGGCUUACUGGCGCCCCACUAGCGAAAAAUGAACUAAUGCUAGAAUGGACUCCACCUCCCUCUCGGCCUGCGCCGUGUGGGGUGCCCUGUCCUUCUAACUGCUUCGCGCCAGGCUCGUAUCGACCAUCGAGAUGCAAAUUAAUUAUUUGCCGCCCUUCCCCUUGUCAACCAAAGUGUUCUAAAAAAAAACGAUGUGUACGACCUCCCUGUCGUAAGCCGUGUAACAAAUGUUGUAAGCCAGCGUGUGCAAAAUCGUGUUUUCCCCCGUGUAGACCCUGCUCUCCCCCAAGAUGCUCUCGUUGUACUCCUUCAAUAUGUGGAUCAUGUUCUCCGCCGCCUUGCUCACCACCACCUUGUUUCAACCCUCCAUGCUCUCCAUGCAAAAGCUCUCCAUGCUUGCGCCCUUGUCCUGUAGGAUAUAAACGCAUUCGCAAGUAUCGAAGUCAGCCUAAAAUCAAAUCACACAAAAAAAGAAAAUCUCCAUGCGGCAAUAGUUCACAGGCAUGUCCAAUAGUUAAGUGCCGCAGUAUAGCUGGACCAUGCAUUGCCUGUUGCACCAUCCCACCUAUUUGUUUCCCUAGAAAAAGUUGCUCUACGCUUCCGUGUAAACCUCUAAAAUGUAUGUCGAGCUGUUCUUCCUGCUGCGAGUAG
Molecule: messenger RNA, 1530 nt
Organism: Danaus chrysippus (African queen)
Lineage: Eukaryota; Metazoa; Arthropoda; Insecta; Lepidoptera; Nymphalidae
Source: the annotation of a GenBank genome assembly